AUGCCCGCCGACAUUGACGAAGAAUCAGCCCGCCUGGAUCCUACGUUGCCGCCUGUUGAGAAACCUGUUCAAUAUGAAGACAAUAAUCAGCCCAGAAAGGGUCUACAUCCGGCUUUCUUUAUCAUAGCAUGGAUUGCGUUGAGUUCAACAUUGAUUCUAUUUAAUAAACAAGUCCUUGGAUACGGGCAUUUCGCCAUCAUCCUAACAACAUGGCAUCUUACCUUCGCAACGAUCAUGACCCAAAUCCUCGCACGCUUUACGUCGUUGCUCGACGGUCGCAAACGAGUCAAGAUGACGGGCCGCGUAUAUCUGCGCGCCAUCGUGCCGAUAGGCGUGUUCUUUAGUCUAAGUCUGAUUUGCGGAAAUGUGACGUAUUUGUAUCUGAGUGUGCCGUUUAUUCAGAUGCUCAAGUCCACAACUCCCGUCGUAAUCCUCUUUUGCACAUGGGCCUUCAAACUCGAGCCCUACAACUUCCGACAACUCAUGAACGUGUGCGUAAUCGUGCUGGGCGUCAUGAUCGCCUGUUUCGGCGAAGUCGAUUUCGUCGUCGUCGGCGUGCUGUUUCAGAUCGGCGGAAUCGUUUUCGAGGCUAUCCGACUCGUCAUGGUGCAGAGACUGUUAUCGUCGGACGAAUUCAAGAUGGAUCCGCUCGUGUCGCUAUACUAUUUUGCGCCGGUCUGUGCCCUUAUGAAUGGUGCUGUAGCGGCGGCAGUCGAAUUACCGCGAUUCAAGAUGGAGGAUGUGUGGCAUGUGGGUGUUUGGAUGUUGGUUUUGAAUGCGGUUGUGGCGUUUGCGUUGAAUAUUUCGGUUGUUUUCCUCAUAAGCAAAACAUCCUCCCUCGUCAUGCGCCUCUGCGGCAUUCUCAAAGACAUCCUCAUCGUCAUCUCCUCACUCAUCCUCUGGCACUCGCCCAUGACCGCCCUGCAAGUUGGCGGUUAUACACUCGCCCUUUUCGGGCUCAUCUACUACAUGCUUGGCUACGACCGCAUCGUCGGCUUCUCCGCUCGCGCAGCAGGCGGCCUAAUCAACGAAUACAAAACACGCAAGAGACGCUUGGCGGGCGUUUUGUGUUUGUUUUUGAUCGGAUUUGUGGUUGUGUUGAGCAUUAUGGGGUUGUUGGCGGUGAAGUUUGCGCCAGACAGAAUCGAGGAUUUGAAGAGUUGGAUUUAUUAUACCAGCACGGGGGAUGAUACGAGAUGA
Messenger RNA from Talaromyces amestolkiae, 1200 nucleotides. RefSeq lists its product as uncharacterized. Gene Ontology annotation, cellular component: Golgi apparatus; endosome; trans-Golgi network. Lineage: Eukaryota; Fungi; Ascomycota; Eurotiomycetes; Eurotiales; Trichocomaceae. The transcript has 5 exons. The coding region runs from base 1 to 1200 and encodes 399 amino acids. The record is from RefSeq and is a predicted model, not a curated record. Gene Ontology annotation, molecular function: antiporter activity.